AUGAAUGAUCAGAUUGUCACAAGCAUGGAGGCGGAGGUCCGAUUGGAGAUCACUCAGUACGUACGAACUGUGACAUUAUCACGGGAAGCAGGAAAGGUCUUUGAUGCACUGCAAGUACUGUUCGGCUACCUAGAUGACAGUUGCAGUGUCAGGGCAGAGUUCUGCCGGGUUUUCUACACACCCUUACUACAGGCUUUGGUGAAUGGACUUAAUUCUGACUGGUUCCAUAAAUUGCCAGGGUCACAACGGACUGAACUGUGGGAUAACUUUUUCCUUCGUGGUCCUCCUGAUCAAGCUCUGCUGACACUUCUGGAUGCCAUUACCUCAAGCGAACCCAGCGCAGGUCUUGAGCAUUUGGUGUACGUGCUGGAGCAGUUUCUGAGCACGAGCCUAGAGGUCCUGCUAUGGUCACGAUGUGAGGGUAGAGGCAUGGCGGACUCACUACAGGUCAGAGAGGUGCUGCUGGGCAGACUGGUGGGGCUCCCAUCUCUCACCGCCAACAAACUCCAAACAAAAACACCCCCAGCAUUCAUGCCACAGCAGUAUUGCACCCACCUGGCCAACACUAUCCUCAGUGUACUGGAGAAAACCUGCAAGGCCCUGAGAGGUGGGCAGGACUGCUCUUUGGGUUUUGUGGGUCAAGUUUUGGGAAAGGCAUGUGCACAGGGUCAUACAGCAUUGGUCUUCCGGACGCUGGCCCCCCGUCUAAGUGCUCACACACUCUCUGAUGCUCUGUGGCGGCGAGUGAGCGCCAAGCUGCUGGAGAAUAUUCCAGAUCGCUGGAUGGAAGCCGUGGUCACAGGACUUGUGCAAGCAGUCAAUGGCCCUGAAACCCUGUCCAGGAUUAUAGGCAACAUAGUGCUAAAGAAUCCAAAGGCGCGGUUUGUUAUCACUCACAAAUUCCUGCUGCUGCAGUACCAUCACAAGGAUUGUGUGUUGAGGACUUUGCUAGGUUAUCUAGCUCAGGAUGAUGAGCGUCGACCUCUUCUUGCACAGGCGCUGCGGGCGCUGUGUCAGGCGUGGAGUAACAGCAGUGCGGUCAAGCACACCACAGUCGAGCAGCAGCUGUAUGUCAGCAAAGCUCUGCUGCUGUCUUUGAGUCUGCUGAGACCUCCGGAGAUAGAGCAGCAACAAGAGGUGCUUCGGCAGUGCAUGUUGAGUGGUAUGCAGUGCCAUUUGGACAGCACUGUGCUGCGUGUGCGCAGGAUCGGAAUGGUGGUGGGAGAGUCAAUCAGUCAACACAUGGACACAGCCACCGCACGCCUCUCCUUUCAGUAUGAGCAUGACGAUGAGACCAGAGACCUUCUGGAAAUAAUGAAGCCAGCAGAAAUUAAACCAGAACCCAGUCCUGAGCCAGAGAUAGAUGUGAGGAGUAGUCCUGAGCCAGGAGUGGAUAUGAGGAGUUCGUCACCUCCACACCCCUCUAAUGCUGCAGCACAGCCAGACUCAGAUCUGGAUAGCGAUGAUGAGUUGACCCCUUAUGACAUGUCAGCUGAUGAGGUGCAGCAGAAGUGUUCUCCGCCCCGCUAUCUUCGCGACUGCCUGGACGGUUUGCUGACCUCUGAGGACCCCGAGCGUGUGAGUGCGUGCUUACAGGCCGCAGAUGGCCUUGUGAGAAGGCACAUAAGCACCACAAAAGAGGUCAGUGUGGAGUUCAGUAAGGUGCUGUUGCACAUGGAAGACAAGUACAGCAACCCCAACUUCCUCUUUCAUCGCCAGAGAGCCAUGGUGGCUCUCGCUGUUACUGACCCUAUACCUGUGUCAGAGUACCUAACCACAGAGUUCUACUCACUCAACUACAACCUGCGCCAACGCCUGGAUAUGCUAGAGGUGAUUGCUCUGGCUGCCCAGGAGUUGUCUCGGCCAGUCUCUAGCAAGAGUGUGGCCACUUCUGCUGUCUCUCUGGUGACUCCACUGGAGCCCAGUAAUGACCUGAAGCACUGGAGGCAGGUGGUGGAGGAGCGCAUCAAAAGUAAAACCAGACGAUUCUGUAAGGGCCCAUCUCAACCACCACCUAAAGCGACCCCAAACCUCUAUGCUCCUGUUGCUGGCUACUUCUUCUUUCCACUGCUCAAGAGCUAUGACCGGCCACAGGUAACCUUUGACCUGAUGGGGAGUGACCACUUGGUGCUUGCACAGCUGCUUAGCACUCUGGGACUGCUUAUGCAUCUAGCCAUUCAUGCACCGGUGGCCACUCAGAUGGGAAAGGCCCUGCUGGACUUUGUGUGGGCGUUACGUUUCCACUUUGACCAGUCUGUGAGGCGUGGUGUGUUGAUGUGUGUGUGCGCUGUGUUCUUGGCUAUGCCGAGUCAGAGUCUCCUACAAGAACUGAGUGAAGACCUAAUAGACACAAGAGCUUGGCUAGCAGAUGUGGCAGAGACGGACGUAGAUGCUGAUUGUCGGAACUUGGCAGUACAGUGCCUGGUUCUACAGGAGAGGAGCUUGAAGAAAGAACUCAACCCAGAAACACACAAAUAAUUAUCAUCAUAGUAUUGACUUGGAUUCAGAUAUAACAUAACAUAAUGGCUUGCUUUAUAGGGACUUUGUGGGAAAACUCUUCUUGCUCAUGCUAAGGAUAUGUCCAUAUCAUGAAAUGUAUUCAGGUAUGAAUGAAAAUAAAUAAAUAUGACUUUUUUUUUAAUAAGAAA
Molecule: messenger RNA, 2648 nt
Organism: Alosa alosa (allis shad)
Lineage: Eukaryota; Metazoa; Chordata; Actinopteri; Clupeiformes; Clupeidae
Gene: telo2
Product: TEL2, telomere maintenance 2, homolog (S. cerevisiae)
Biological process (GO): telomere maintenance via telomerase; protein stabilization
Cellular component (GO): cytosol
Molecular function (GO): Hsp90 protein binding; telomeric repeat DNA binding
Source: RefSeq, a predicted model, not a curated record